This is a messenger RNA of Papaver somniferum (opium poppy), 1866 nucleotides long. Its product is annotated as zinc finger protein ZAT9-like. The record is from RefSeq and is a predicted model, not a curated record. The coding region runs from base 123 to 1670 and encodes 515 amino acids. Lineage: Eukaryota; Viridiplantae; Streptophyta; Magnoliopsida; Ranunculales; Papaveraceae. The transcript has a single exon.
UGCUUAAUUUACUAUCUCAGAUUAACUCUUUAACCUUCUCAUUUGAUAUCAUCUGUACAGGUUUUCUGAAAUCAGUUGAGAAUAACUAAGUUUGUUUUUUAUUUGUGUAGUUUGUCCCAUUAAUGGCUGUGGUUGUGGAUCAACAGCCUAAAUUUAAACAUUUUUGUAGGAUUUGCAAGAAAGGGUUCGGUUGUGGAAGAGCAUUAGGUGGUCAUAUGAGAGCUCAUGGAAUCGGAGAUGAGAAUAUUAUCUUAGACGACGAAGAUACAUCAAACGACACAGACGAUAACGAGGAUCAGCAUCACCCACCAAGUAAUAAGCGUAUGUAUGCCUUGCGAACUAAUCCAAAUCGGUUCAAGAAUUGUCGAAUUUGUGAGAAUUGUGGAAUGGAGUUCUCGUCGUGGAAAGCUUUUCUUGAGCACGGAAAAUGCAGUUCAUCGAGAGGGUAUGGUGAUGAGCUUAAUAAUCAUGUCAUAACACCUCAAGUAUCAGAUGAAGAAGACGGGGUGGCACGUACAUGGUCCAAAGGAAUCCGGUCGAAACGAGCAAAAGUAGGAUUUAAUUCGAAUAAUAUGAUGAAUUGCCCAUCAACAGAAGAAGAAGACCUUGCAAACUGUUUAGUUUUACUAUCAAGUGCACAGGUUGAUCAUCCCAUCUUCAUAGCCGAAACGGAAGAAUCUUGUGCUUCGGCUAGUAAAGAAGAGAACAAAAGGCGUAAACCAAAUGGUUUUUACAUGUCAUCAGGAACUGAUCAUUAUAAUAGUCAUCAUCAACUACUACUACAAAGCAGCUAUGACCAUAAUAACAGUAAUAAAGCCAAGGGACUAUCAUCUAAAGGGUUGUUUGAAUGUAAAGCGUGUAAGAAAGUGUUCAAUUCUCAUCAAGCGUUAGGAGGGCAUAGAGCAAGUCACAAGAAAGUUAAAGGCUGUUUUGCUGCUAAAAAUGAAAUGCAUCAACAACAGCAGCAAUAUCAAAACGAUGAUCAAAGUAUCUUAAUGGACGAAGACGUAAUCACAAACGAUGAGUAUCUUGUCUCGCCUAAAUCAACUAUGAAUAUCAAUCAAUCAUUUGAGCGUGAAAGUUAUGGUGGUAGCCCAUCUCCGAUGACAUCGAAGAGGAAAUCCAAAGUGCAUGAGUGUUCCAUAUGUCAUCGAGUUUUCUCGUCUGGACAAGCUUUAGGUGGACAUAAAAGAUGUCACUGGGUUACUUCCAACUCCCCGGAUAACACAUCUAUUUCAAUUUCCUUUCAUCACCAACAACAACUAAAAGAUAGAAACCAAAAUUUCCAUGAUUUUCAUAAACGGUCAUCAUCGUCUUCUCAAUUCUAUAACACUAAGCAGAUUGUGUCCGAAGAUUUGCAGUUAUCAGUACUUGAUCUUAAUCUACCUGCGCCACCAUCCGUGGGUAAGGGUGAGAACAACAAGUUAGGAUUUGAAGUUCCAUGGAUAGGUCUGUCUACUAAUAACAAUGCCAACGAAAACAACGCAGAUGGACAAAUUCCAGAAAUGAGAAAGACUGAUGAUGAAAAUGACGAGGAACAAAAUCAAAAUAAUAAUGUGAAGUUGGCAAAGUUAAGUGAUCUAAAGGAUAUGAAGAUGGGAGACAAUGGUUCUUCGUCACCGUGGUUGCAGGUAGGAAUCGGUUCAUCAACUACUGAUAAUAAUGUGUAGGAGUUAAUCAAGCUAGCAUUUCGGUUUAUUUAAACUGAAGUUCGACUAUUAGAAUCUAAAGAGUACAUAAUUAUUGUAAGUACUUAGUUAACCUACAGCACUACGUACCUUGAUUGAUCCUUUGUACUAUUUUAUCUUGAAUCCAUUUUGUAUGUACAAUUUUUAUUUAUUUUGUAAAACUUGAAAUUUUAAUCCA